This is a messenger RNA of Marmota flaviventris (yellow-bellied marmot), 816 nucleotides long. It is a transcript of the gene Rfpl4b, whose product is annotated as ret finger protein like 4B. The record is from RefSeq and is a predicted model, not a curated record. Gene Ontology annotation, molecular function: protein binding. NCBI's taxonomy places the organism in Eukaryota, Metazoa, Chordata, Mammalia, Rodentia, Sciuridae.
AUGGACAGAAGUUUGGAAGUGGAAAUAUUCUGCCCAAUUUGCCUGGAAUUGGUCUUCGAUCCCAUUUCUCUGUCCUGUUCACACAUUUUCUGCUUUCAUUGCAUUCAAGAUUGGCUGAAAAUUAGAGAAGACUCAAUCCUGACCUGCCCCUUGUGUCGAAGAGAAAACAAGAAACCUGUCAGGGAAGAGAUGCAUAUUAGAACGCUGACACUAUGGAUCAGGCAGCAUGGCUCAUUCCUGGGGCAAAGUCUCCUUUGGAGUACUGAGCUUCUGAGGUUCUGGGUGGAUGUGACCUUGGAUGCUGCCACCGCCAACUGCCUCCUUGUACUCUCCAAUGAUCUAAAGACUGUCCACUGUGGGAAGAUUUGCUACAACCUGGUGGAGUAUCCCAAAAGAUUCACUAGGCUUGCUUGUGUCCUGGGCUCCCCCUGCUUCUCCUCUGGACGCCAUUACUGGGAAGUUGAAGUGGAACAAGGGACGGAGUGGGCCCUGGGUGUCUGCAAAGAGUUGGUGGAAAGAAAGAGGAGCAUGAAUUUAUCCCCUGAGCAUGGUUUCUGGAUCAUUAGCUUGAAGGCAGGAGAAAUUCAUGCUAGCUCGACGCAGGAAGGAAUUCCUGCAAGUCCUGACCUUUGCCAAGUAGGAAUUUUACUGGAUGUGGAGAUGGGAGAAAUCAAAUUUUUUAAUGUUAAAAAUGGUGACCUCAUUUGUACAGCUGUUUUGUUCUCCAUAGCUGUUUGGGAGCAUUUGUGUCCAUUCUUUUAUCCUGAGUCACCAGCAGAACGGAAUAGAGGUUCCCCAUUGAGGAUAGUCUCAUAA